Molecule: messenger RNA, 955 nt
Organism: Onychostoma macrolepis
Lineage: Eukaryota; Metazoa; Chordata; Actinopteri; Cypriniformes; Cyprinidae
Gene: c06h22orf23
Product: chromosome 06 C22orf23 homolog
Exons: 7
Coding region: 262-924 (220 amino acids)
Source: RefSeq, a predicted model, not a curated record
GGAAACGUCACACUUUCACAAAGCGAGGAGGAACAUCACAGGAUCGAAAAAACACGAGUUUACAGAGAACAUUUGUAUGGAGCCUAACACAAUUGCUGAACCAGAUUGAAAUCUAUUUGAAUUUCUCAUCUCGAAAGCAACUCUAAACACUCUACGCAUGUUUGAUUGUUUUGUAUGUUUUGCUUGUGUUACCAUAGCAACUCGGCUUCUUUUGCGUUCUUUUGCGUUCACUGCUUAUUUCUAGUUUAUGUGAGGUAACGAAUGAUGGCCAGCGGAUCAAAAUAUAAGGAGCCCAGAGUCAAUCACUACAGAACAGAGACACAACAAUUAAUACAAACGAUGAUGCAGGAGUCUCGUCUAACAGACUUUCAGCAGAGGCAGAUCAAUAAUCAGCUGAAAAAUGGCGGCGCUCUUCCACUAACAUUUAAUCUCACCCCGUUUGAGCCCAGUGUUCAGUCAGAGCCCAGAGUCACUAAAGUGACCGCUCUGAUUGGUCAUCAGCAGAGACGCAGCUCAGAAAGAUGCCGUGCUGGAGAUAAUUACAAACGAGAACAGUUCAAGCCUAGAGCAAUACGCGAUCUAGAGAAAGAGAAGAGACAGCUACAACAUCUUUUUUCAACUGGUCAAAAGGAUGUUGGGCCAACUCACUCCCAAAGAGACUCCACAGAGAGAAGAGAGCAACAGAUCGAUCGAUUCCAAGAGGUUCUGGAUGAGAUUGAGGAGAGGAGGCAGUUUUUAGAGGACAUGGUGGCAUUGGGAAAAGGUCACCAAUACCAACACCUCAUCAACACAGAGAUUUCCCAGAAAAUCCAUGAACUUGAAGAGAUUGACAGGAAACGGAGUGAAGAACUAAGCACACUCAAGCUAAAUGGAAAAAAGGAACAAAGCAAAGAGAGGGAUAGAGAAGGUGAAAAUAUGAGUUAAGACAUCUAUGAGUAUUAAAGUAUACUUUCAA